Cladophialophora psammophila CBS 110553 is the source of this 4182-nucleotide messenger RNA. RefSeq lists its product as uncharacterized. Lineage: Eukaryota; Fungi; Ascomycota; Eurotiomycetes; Chaetothyriales; Herpotrichiellaceae. The record is from RefSeq and is a predicted model, not a curated record. Gene Ontology annotation, molecular function: guanyl-nucleotide exchange factor activity. The coding region runs from base 1 to 4182 and encodes 1393 amino acids. Gene Ontology annotation, biological process: regulation of ARF protein signal transduction. The transcript has 2 exons.
AUGCCAUUGCGGACUCUACUGCCGUCGAAACCUGCAUCAGGUCCUGCUCACCGGAGACACGGCAGUAUCGUCGAAGAUCCCCCCUCGACUUCGGCGAGCAGCAAUGUGCCGUCCACUUGCACUCGCAGUCGUGGAAGCUCACUGAAGAGACUGAGUUUGAGUCUGUCGCGAACAAACGAAGAACCUUUCCCUCCAUUCUUGACGCAGGAGCCCGAUAGACUUCCUUCCCACGAACUCUCCGUCCAGCCUGAUGUACCCUCCCACCAAGCUGACCCGCCCAAAAGUGCCAGCACUCCGGCCACCAGAUCCUCCACGCGAGAUGAAGGAGAAGGAAGAAAUGGCCUUCAAAAUGACCUCGGUUCCGGCCCUCUGCCCAAGCCUCAAAGGCUGUCACUCUUAGGAUUGAGGCAUGCGUCAGAUCCACAACUAUCGACCAGAUUCAAGAACGAGGAAAUCAGCCCUUCGAACGAAGCCCCACCUCCCAAAAUCAUCACAACUGCGCCUACGACAAACGAAUUCGACGAACCUACCCAGAAGCCAUCCAAACGAAAAUUGUUUGCUCGAGCGCCAAGUCCCUUUCGGAAGAGUCGCAGCUUUAGACAGACCGUUUUGGAUCCUUUGAAAGGUACAACUACUGAGGACGCGCAGGCUGAGCAGGGGAACUUGUUGAAGGCCGGAAUGCUCAAAGAAUCCACAUCCUUUGAGCGCCUUCCGCGGCCAAAGACAGGACAUUCUGGAGUGGCACCACCUGCAUACGGUGAUGAGUCUUCGUCCUCGCUUGCAAUCCCCGUUACAAGACUUUCGGAAUCGUCUCGAUCUGAUGACAGUUCUGGCGACCACCACGUCUACGCGAAGACUACCACUACACACACUAUUUCUACCACCACCACAUUCUUCAAACUCAAGAGGCGGAAGAAGAAUAAGGGCCCGCUUUUUCCCUUACCUGAAAAGUUCGUGACGCCAGCCUCGGGUCGAACCACCAGCUCGCACACUCCUCAGGAGUCGCUGAUCGGGAGAAAAUCCAUGUCACCGAGCAGGAGAUCAAACACAGCGGUCAGAUUUGAUACUGAGCCUGGCCGACAUGGCUCGGCAGUUCCUUCACCAACUCGUUCUGCUGUGGCACUUACCAAUGCUCCAUUUGGGUCACCUGGAGCCACGAUUGUACGGCAAGACUCCAAUUGGUCCACGCACUCAGGCCAUUCCACCCCGUCAGUGACACUUGUGCCUCCUCGAGUAUCAGGCAGAGGAAGGUCGUCGACCUUGAGUUCGCUAGGGAAAUCGACUGAGAGGCUAUCUGACACCGGUCCCCAGCCAGCAUCAACGCGGACAUCAACCUCGACGAGUGGCAGAAGAAGCUUUGGCGACUUGUUGUCUCUUCCUCACCGACUACGGCAGAAUUCCGCACCACCGACACGCCCUGGUGCCGGUUCCAGCCCAGGGACUCCAGGCUCAAAGUCCAACUCUCUACAUAUACCACGAGAGCCAGAACCGGAACGGGUAUAUCCCAAGCGAGAGGAUGGCGACACACCGGCCAGUUACCUGGAGAAGCUCGAAGCCGCAGUUCCAAGGAGUGCGAUGGCAUCUAUUCUUUGCAAGAGCGCAGAUGACUUCUCCAAAACUUGCUUGCGCAAGUAUAUGCGGGGCUUUUCCUAUUUUGGUGAUUCCGUUGACAUGGCGAUCCGGAAAAUGUUGAUGGAGGUAGAGUUGCCCAAGGAGACUCAACAGAUCGAUCGACUACUAGCGGGGUUCGCGGACAGAUACUACGAAUGCAACCCGGGGAUUUUCUCUUCCACCGACGAAGCGGCCUUUGUUGCGUUCUCCAUCCUUCUCCUCCACUCGGAUACGCACAAUAAGAACAACAAGCGGAAGAUGCAGAAACAAGAUUACGUCAAGAAUACCCGACAAGGCCCGGUGCAGAUCUCGAGUGACAUUUUGGACUGCUUCUACGACAACGUGUGCUACACACCUUUCAUCCAUUUCGAGGACGAGGUCGCCGUUAACAGUCAUCGCCUAUCAGUGCCCAAGCCGAAAAGAAGCCUGAUCAAGACCAGAAGCCUCGAAAGCCUCCGCGGCCCUGUCGACCCAUACACUCUAAUCUUGGACAACAAGCUGGACGUCUUGCGGCCGUCUCUGAAAGAUGUCAUGGAUACAGAGGACUGUUAUUGUUCCACAGGGACGUCCGGUGUUCUCGAAACCGAUCAUCAUCACAAGGCCUUUGUCAACUCGGCUGUGUUGCAAAUUGUGUCUGCACGGUCUAGGCCGGACGCUUUUUUGUCCCAAGCUACCAUUAGCAACCCCGGUGAAGCGCAAGCUGGUCUGGUCAGUAUCAAGGUUGCCAAAGUGGGGUUGCUCUGGCGCAAGGACCCAAAGAAGAAGAAGGCAAAGCGCCCAUGGCAGGAAUGGGGGGCGAUUCUGACCGAUUCGAAGCUCUACUUCUUCAAAGAUGUGGGGUGGGUCAAAAAGCUGAUUUCGCAAUACGACGCUCAUUCGAAGUCGGCCAGCAGAUCUGCUCCCCUCGUCUUCAAACCGCCCCUGACUUCUUUCGAGCCUGAUGCGCUGAUGUCUAUGGAUGACGCCGUGGCGCUGCUGGAUUCGAGUUACAAGAAACACAAGAAUGCCUUUGUGUUCAUCAAGCACGGUGGUUUUGAAGAGAUCUUCCUGGCUAACAGCGAGGUUGAGAUGAACGACUGGAUCGGCAAACUCAACUAUGCAGCCACUUUCCGCACCGCCGGGGUGAGGAUGCGUGGGCUCCUGGGUUCCAAUUAUGAAGGCCGCCAUCUACUUCGAAAAGACUCCGAUUUCUCAACCAAGAGUGGAGACACUCCGCAGAAAGACAAGAAAGUCGACCCUCAAAUGGCGUGGGAGAUCAUGUUCUACCGCCGGCAGCUGAUCAAUGAGAAAAUCAGCGAUUUCGACGAGAGGAUUGCCGUGGCCCAAAAGGAACUCGACAAUCUUCUCCGCAAUGCGCGUCACUUGCUGAUCUUGCUCCCCAUUCAGCAGAAGACACGGGAAUUCCUUGUGUUAGCUGCUGGCCGUAUGUCUGCCAAGUUGAAAUGGACUAGGGUCGAGCUUUGGAGAACGAGGACUCACCGAGAGAUUCUCUCCAAAGACCUAGAAGAGGAGGGCGCCACUGCCUUCCCUGCCCCCAAAGCGUCGUUGACCUCGACGCCUCAAAAGACCACCCCUCUAAAGACGGGCCAAGCCGAUCUCGGUCGAACCAUUACAGACACUAGCCACGUGACCUUGUCACCAAUCAGUGCUACUUCUUCGAGACCGUCCAACAUCAUCGAUAAACUCAGGACGUCAGAAAAUGUCAGUAUGCGGACUGAGCAAAGCACGGUUGAUCUUCCAUCAGCCACAAGCCCGUCUCUGUCCGGAGAGCAGUCUCUGUCAAGACACGAAAGCAUUCAAGAUUCGCACAGUCUCUCACACCAAGUGUCUACCACCAGUUCUCGUCACAGUCGAGAUAGAGACCGACUCGCGCGCGGGGCGGAUGAUUCUGAGGAACGCGUCUUACGAGAAGCAGGGUUGAUGCAUGUCGAUGGUAAUGUCGCCCGCGAUAGGAGGCCCGAUACCAGCGAGUCGGAAAGGGAUCGAGUUGGCGCAAUGGCGAGUGCAGUCGAGCCUUCGUCUAAGACUGGAAGUGUCCGCCGAAGCCUUCAGCGCAGUUUGCGUGAAUCUCAUCACCACCAUCACCACCAUCUUCACCAAUCCCCUAGUGUCCAUCGCCAUAAGAAGGGUAAGGAGUCGAGUUCCAGUGUGGCCGCGACAGAGGAUGGAGGCAAGUCGGUCCACGGUGAAGCUGAGGAACUGAAGCGAGGCACAGGCAGUUUCAUCCUGCAUGGCAAGAAGGCUAGCGUCAUUACCAUGUCUCCAGAGUGGCAGCACAUGUCCAACGAGGAGAGGUUGAAGUUGAGGAAGGCCGAACGAGAAAAUGAAGAGGCGGUUGAUGACAAGGCUCCCGUAUCAACAACGCCCUACAAUCGAGACGCCACCCUGGAUUCGGCGAGCCAUGCUUCUUCGACACACGCAGAGGAAUGGGAUGAACGGUUUGGGUCGCCAAACUCGAGCCGGAAGCAAAGCUUUGCGACUACCACAGGGGAACAGUUUGUGGAUGCGGAAACCGGCGAGGGCGAUGGCCCAGUAGAAGUGGCAGGUGAGGUGCGAGUUGAGAAGUCUUGA